Hordeum vulgare subsp. vulgare (domesticated barley) is the source of this 12681-nucleotide messenger RNA. RefSeq names its product titin-like. Gene Ontology annotation, cellular component: cytoplasm. Bases 351 to 12341 code for a protein of 3996 amino acids. The record is from RefSeq and is a predicted model, not a curated record. The transcript has 20 exons. Gene Ontology annotation, molecular function: glutathione binding; glutathione transferase activity. NCBI's taxonomy places the organism in Eukaryota, Viridiplantae, Streptophyta, Magnoliopsida, Poales, Poaceae.
UCUCGGCAUGAUACUACCCUGAUGUUCUUAUCAGUUCGCGGCGUGUUUUUGUCUUCUGAAAUGGGAAAGGCACAUGCAUGCCCAACUCUGCUCUGAACAAAGAUGAGUUGGAGUUGUCUGCUCAAUAGUGCCAAUAUUUCCGUUCCUUGUGAUGCUCCGUACCCCGUGGCCCUAGUGAUGCUAAACUUGCAUCACUAGCUUACCUUUCUGCCCUCCUUUGAUGAAAGGACCAAGAAAUGAAUAAAGUGGUGUUCUGGCAGAGAGUCAUGGAACCUAUCAUAUUGGCCAGUGGAUGAGUUAAUACAUAUACUUCACCUCAGUUCAGCACUGGUAACCUAGGCUCGGCCACCAUGGCAGGGCUUGGUACUGGAGCACCAAUUGUGAAGGUGUACCAUGAGAAGUCUAUGAUCUUACCGGACGUGUCAAGGGUGCUUGCAUGCCUGUAUGAGAAGGAUAUCGCCUUUGAGAGAGAGACAUUCUCCUCUUACAAGAGCCUACUCAGACUUCAGGCAUCGAGCCAUGUUCCAGUUCCAUUCUAUGAUGGACCUAAUAAAUUCCUAGAAGAAUCAAGAGAAAUCUGCCACCAUAUAGCAGAGACUUAUGAAGAUCACGGAUAUCCAUUUCUCCUUGGGAAGGAUUCCCUUGAGAGGGCUUCCAUCGAGGAAUGGCUCCACCACGAAGAGCAUAAUUUCAACCCUCCGAGCAGAUCCUUGUUCUGCCACUUGGCCUUUCCCGUUGAUGAAGAAGAUGAUGAUAUAGACUUGCAGACGAGAAAGCUGGAAGAUGUUCUGGAAGUUUAUGAGCAAAGGCUUGGUGACAGUGAAUUCCUUGCUGGCAACAAGUUCACUCUUGCCGACCUUGUACACCUGCCAAACUCCUACCACAUCACAAAUUCUGAAAAGUUUCUGUACCUAUAUGAUUCAAGGAAGAAUGUGCAGAGGUGGUGGCAUGAAAUUUCUAGCCGGGGUUCUUGGCAGAAGGUGCUGAAGGUUAUGCAUGAGGUGGAGCAGCAGAACAAACAGGAGGAACUUGACAAGCAGCAGCAGCACAAACAGGAGGAACUUGAGAAGCAGCAACGCCGUCAGUGGCGGAGACAGCAUCCUCCAACCAGCAGACCCCAGUUCCGUCUAGACUCCUGGGAGCAACCCAGCACAAAACCUCACACGAUAUUUGUUCGCCCCCCUGCUAAUAUCAUCGCAACAUCUCCCACAGCUCCUCAAGCAGAGGAGCCUCAUCCUACAGAAACUUCCCCUGAUGAAACACCAGUCUCCUCAAGCCUAAGUAUCCCUACUACUCAUAAACCUUCAGAUGUCCGAAGCAAACACACUACCAUUUCUACUACACAUGAAGAAACUCCACCAGCCUCCGUCCAAAGUACUCCUAGAAUUCCUGAAAAAUCUGCUACUCCUAGAAUUCCUGAAAAAUCUGCUAUUCCUGUCGAAAGAAGAAUCAACUUUUUUACCCCAGCUACCUCUCCUACCAAGCCCUCAAGAACUGGCGGUGAUAAGCCCAGAAUUGGAGAUGCCUCACUAACUUCUGAAGCCACUGAAGUAGACCUCCCUACUAAAUCCAAGCCAAGUUCGUCCAGAAAAGCACCUAAUAAUCUUCAUGUGUUUGAUUACUAUGAGGCAAGCAGACAUACUGAUGAAGCAGAACCUUAUACUGGAUCCACCUCACCUAAACCUUCAGAAAUGCUGGACGAGAUAUCUGAAACUGAUAGACCCAGCAAUGCCAUUGAUCAUGCUGAAACCAGUCCAAGAUCAGCUAAAGAAGAUCCUGACCUACUCAGUGCAUCAGGUUUAUGGACCGACAACACAGCCCCCAAUGCUGAUACUCAGGAUAAGAAAUCAGUCCGAUACACUGAGCUUACUCCACAAAGACCUGUUGGAAGUAUUUCUAGCAGAGCUACUGACCAGAGAGUUACAUACACAUCUCCUGGGAAGCCCCGUCCAAGUGAAGCUCAUCAGAAACUGCAGUCUGAGCAGUGGCAUGCUGCUACAGCUGGUUUCAGUAACCGAAAGGGAGAAGCUGAUGAUUUAAUGCCUCCUACUCAACAAGCAAAAGCUAGCAAAGAUGUCUCAUCACAAGAUUCAGAACAAGCCAGCACUCGUCCUCUUGCACAAGAACCAGCGAGCAUGGAUGGGCAACUGGCUCAAGGACCGGAAAGGCCCCCUUAUGCACGGAAGCAAGCUGAGGAAGCAAGAAGGUUCCCUGCUGACCGCACAGAAGAUGCUUCUCUCCCCAAACGUGCACGAGAUGACACUCAGGCUAUUCCAUUAUAUGAUGAUGAUACCAACCAGGAAGCCAAAGAAACUGCGUCUGCACCAAGGCGAACAAGAGCUCAAGAUCCAUACGAUACCUCUGAAGGAACAUCAUCUAGAUCACAACAUGUCAAUGCUCCACAUGAUGCUGUUCCUCCGCCCAAGCGAGCAACAUCUGAAGGCCCUUAUGGACGAAAGGAUGUUGUGGAAGCAAGGAGGUUCCCUGCUGACCGCAGGAAAGAUGAUCCUCCCCCGAAGCGUGUACAAGAUGACACUAAAGCUAUUCCAUUAUAUGACGAUGAUGAUACCAACCAGGAAGCCAGAGAAACUGCAUCUGCACCAAGGCGAACAAGAGCUCAAGAUCCAUAUGAUACCUCUGAAGGAACAUCAUCUAGAUCACAACAUGUCAAUGCUCCACAUGAUGCUGUUCCUCCGUCCAAGCGAGCAACAUCUGAAGGCCCUUAUGCACGAAAGGAUGUUGUGGAAGCAAGGAGGUUCCCUGCUGACCGCAGGAAAGAUGAUCCUCCCCCGAAGCGUGUACGAGAUGACACUAAAGCUAUUCCAUUACAUGACGAUGAUGAUACCAACCAGGAAGCCAGAGAAACUGCAUCUGCACCAAGACGAACAAGAGCUCAAGAUCCAUAUGAUACAUUUGAAGGAACAUCAUCUAGAUCACAACCUGUCAAUGCUCCACAUGAUGCUGUUCCUCCGCCCAAGCGGGCAACAUCUGAAGACCUUUAUGCACAAAAGGAUGUUAUGGAAGCAAGAAAGUUCCCUGCUGACCGCAGAAAAGAUGCUCCUGUCCCGAAGCGUGUACGAGAUGACACUCAAGCUAUUCCAUUAUAUGAUGAUGAUGAUGGUACCAAGCAGGAAGCCAGAGAAACUGCAUCUGCACCAAGGCGAACAAGAGCUCAAGAUUCAUAUGAUACAUCUGAAGGAAAGUCAUCUAGAUGGCAAUCUGUCAAUGCUCCACAUGAUGCUGUUUCUCCGCCCAAGCAAGCAACAUCUGAAGGCCCUUAUGCGCAAAAGGAUGUUGUGGAAGCAAGAAAGUUCCCUGCUGACCGCAGAAAAGAUGCUCCUCUCCCGAAGCAUGUACAAGAUGAAACUGAAGCUAUUCCAUUAUAUGAUGAUGAUGAUGAUGGUAGCAACCAGGAAGCCAGAGAAACUGCAUUUGCACCAAGGCAAACAAGAGCUCAAGAUCCAUAUGAUACACCUGAGGGGACAUCAUCUAGAUCACAACCUGUCAAUGCUCCACAUGAUGCUGUUCCUCCGCCCAAGCGAGCAACAUCUGAAGGCCCUUAUGCACAAAAGGAUGUUGUGGAAGCAAGAAAGUUCCCUGCUGACCGCAGAAAAGAUGCUCCUCUCCCGAGGCGUGUGCGAGAUGAUAUUCAAGCUAUUCCAUUAUAUGACGAUGAUGAUACCAACCAGGAAGCCAAGCAAGCUAAGCAUGCUCAUCAGAAACUGCAGUCUGAGCAGUGGCAUGCUGCUACAACUGGUUUGAGUAACCUAAAGGGAGAAACUGAUGAUUUAAUGCCUCCUACCCAACAAGCAAAUCCUAGCAAAGAUGUGCAACAUAUCUCAUCACAAGAUGCAGAACAAGCGAACCCUCGUCCUCUUGCACAAGAACCAGUAGGCAUGGAUGGACAACUGGUGCAAGGACCAGAAAGGACAGCUCAAACACCCCACACUGAUCAGAGGACAGAUGUUUCUUCCAGGCUUUGGCAACAAGUUGUUGAUGUUCAAGGAAUUGCUGAGGACAGAACAUCAUCUGAUCAUGAAGGUGCUGUAAGCCCCCCUUAUGCACGCAAGGAUGCUGUGGAAGCAAGAAUUGUCCCUGCUGAUCGCAGAAAAGAUGCUUCUUUCCCAAAGCAUGCACCAGAUGCUAGGGAUGUCUUUAGAGAGUCAAAGGUUGCUGAUUCCACACCAUUGCAAAAGAGAUACCCUGAUGCCAAAGACGCCGCCAAGAAAUCAAAAGUUACCUUUGAAGAAACAAAAAAUUAUGAUUCUCCAUCAUCACAAGGGCAACCUUUGGAUUCUCAGAGAGCUGAUGCCCCAUCAUGGAAGAAAGAAGCAACUGAAGAUCCUCGUGCAGCUUCACUAGUCAAAAAGAGACACUCCAAUGUUGAAGACACCCCCAAACAAUCUAGGGAUAAUGAUUUUAAGCCAAGGCAAAUUGUGGGUCAAGAUGUUCAAGGCACCUACAAAGAAACAAGGACUUGGCAAGCUGCAACCACUCCAACAGAGGGUGGUCCCAGUGUGACACCACCAUCUAAAAGGAGGUCUCCAAGUGAUGAAGACACCAUCAAACAACCUGGGGGCACUGCUCCAGCACCUAGGCGGACAACUUCCCAUGAUGCUAAUGUCACAUUUCAAGAUUCAAAGCCUGCUGAUUCCAUGUCAUCUAGGGAGCAGCCUUUGAGAUCAAGACAAGAGGUUGAAGAUUCUCUUAAAGGAGACAUUGUUGAUGACCGAAAAGGAGCACCACCUCUGUUGGGCCAAGAACCAAGUUCCCAAGUCCAACGUGCCACAGAACUGUCACAGGAAGCAGGUCCUGAUGGAGAACUGUCCACCAUUGAUCAAUGGCGGCGCACAUCUGUGCCAUUACAAGGUGGUGAUGUGCUGGGUGGGUCUAUCAUUGAUCAAAAGCCAACGCCAAUGAGUGAACAAUCAAUACCCAGUGCUCGGGGUGCCAAUGAGAUGGUCAAAAAAGAGCAAAGAAUGGUACCACCUGCACGAACAGGAGCACAAACGCCUGAUGUUCAGCGUGCUCCGUCAUCAUUCUCAGGAGCUGACAUGGCUGAAAGAGAUGGAGAGCCGGUACAAAUGCAAGCACCUACCCAGCAUACUCGUCCUACUUCAGUGCCUGCUAGAAGAGAAAUUCCUGAUGCUCGGGACACUAGUGAUCAAGAGUUUACUAACAAAUCUGAUGCCCAAAGAUGGAAUGCCUUGAAAGCUAAGCAUGAUUUGGCCAUGACCAGUGAAGAUGUUCGGGAUGACAGUCCAUCACCUCAUGAUGCUACUGUUGACAACAAGACAGCAUUGCCUGCUAGUGAAGCACAAGGUUCAGACACUUGGCCCGGUUCAACAGCAACCCCCGUAAAUGCUCAACCUACCAGUGAUGACGCACGUGUCGGAAGAUUUUUACGUGAUCAAGGGGCACAACCACCUGAAUCAACUCAAGCACAAACCCAUUUUGAUGCUCCACAUGACUCUGUAUCAACCCCAGAUGUACCUCGUGACACCUUGGACAAAACCAAAUCUGCCAAACCAACUUCAACUGAAGGUAUGACACCUACAGCUGCAGCGCCAACUUCGAAGGCCCAACUUGCUAAACAGAAAUUAGCUCCAUCAGAUAAAAAAUUAGCUCGUGCUGUGCCUGAAUCAAGUAAAGAAGAUACUAGUUUUUCUGCUCCUGAGAAAUCACAAACAAUUUUUCGUCAAGAAGCGAGACCAUCUGCAGCAAUCAAAAAACAAGUUCCAUCCUCAGAUGCCCACCAUGAUACCAGGAAAAUCCAGCAUGCCACCCUUGCUAAUUUUCCCCCUGAUGAUUCACCAAUACCAGAUCAAGAUUCUAUUCAGUCUGCACAACAAUCUUCCUCAUCUGAGACUAGCAAAGAAGAGACUACCGUUGCUGCAGGUGGACCGACAUUGCCAACAACCAUCGGUAAAGAAACACAAGGUUCUCGACGCCCUACCAAGGCGGAGAGAAGACCUUCUGUUUAUCAGGAGGACCGUCUGGUUGCCGAAGACAGCCAUGAGCAACCGCAAACCCUCCCAACUGUUGGCAAAGCAGAUGGCUCUACACCAAAGCGUCAACAAGAUCCUGAAGAGAAAUCAAGUACUCCAGCGCCACCCCGAGCAAGAGUUCGUGAAAGUCGUCCUACUGAAGAGCCAUUUAAAGGGGACAUUGUUGAUGACCGAAAAGGAGCACCACCUCCAUUGGGCCAAGAACCAAGUUCCCAAGUCCAACGUGCCACAGAACUGUCACAGGAAGCAGGUCCUGAUGGAGAACUGUCCACCAUUGAUCAAUGGCGGCGCACAUCUGUGCCAUUACAGGGUGAUGAUGUGCUGGGUGGGUCUACCAUUGAUCAAAAGCCAACACCAAUGAGUGCACAAUCAAUACCCAGUGCUCGGGGCGCCAAUGAGAUGGUCAAAAAAGAGCAAAGAAUGGUACCACCUGCACGAACAGGAGCACAAACACCCAAUAUUCAGCAUGCUCCGUCAUCAUUCUCAGGAGAUGACAUGGCUGAAAGAGAUGGAGAGCCGGUACAAAUGCAAGCACCUAGUCAGCAUGCUCGUCCUACUUCAGUGCCUGCUAGAAGAGCAAUUCCUGAUGCUCGGGACACUAGUGAUCAAGAGUUUACUAACAAAUCUGAUGCACAAAGAUGGAAUGCCUUGAAAGCUAAGCAUGAUUUGGCCAUGACCAGUGAAGAUGUUCGGGAUGACAGUCCAUCACCUCAUGAUGCUACUGUUGACAACAAGACAGCAUUGCCUGCUAGUGGAGCACAAGGUUCAGACACUUGGCCCGGUUCAACAGCAUCCCCCGUAAAUGCUCAACCUACCCGUGAUGACGCACGUGUCGGAAGAUUUUCACGUGAUCAAGGGGCACAACCACCUGAAUCAACUCAAGCACAAACCCAUUUUGAUGCUCCACAUGACUCUGUAUCAACCCCAGAUGUACCUCGUGACACCUUGGACAAAAUCAAAUCUGCCAAACCAACUUCAACUGAAGGUAUGACACCUACAGCUGCAGCGCCAACUUCGAAGGCCCAACUUGCUAAACAGAAAUUUGCUCCAUCAGAUAAAAAACUAGCUCGUGCUGCGCCUGAAUCAAGUGAAGAAGAUACUAGUUUUUCUGCUCCUGAGAAACCACAAACAAUUUUUCGUCAAGAAGCAAGGCCAUCUGCAGCAAUCACAAAACAAGUUCCAUCCUCAGAUGCCCACCAUGAUACCAGGAAAAUCCAGCAUGUCACCCUUGCUAAUUCCCCCCCUGAUGAUUCACCAAUACCAGAUCAAGAUUCAAUUCUUUCUGCGCAACAAUCUUCCUCAUCUGAGACUAGCAAAGAAGAGACUAUCGUUGCUGCAGCUGGACCGACAUUGCCAACAACCGUCGGUAAAGACACACAAGGUUCUCGACACCCUAUCAAGGCAGAGAGAACACCUUCUGUUUAUCAGGAGGACCGUCUGGUUGCCCAAGACAGCCAUGAGCAACCGCAAACCCUCCCAACUGUUGGCAAAGCUGAUGGCUCUACCCCUCCAGCUCCAUCCAGAGCAAGAGUUCUUGACGGUCAUCCUACUGAAGAGCCAUUUAAAGGGGACUUUGUUGAUGACCGAAAAGGAGCACUACCUCUAUUGGGCCAAGAACCAACUUCCCAAGUCCAACGUGCCACAGAACUGUCACGGGAAGCAGCUCCUGAUGGAGAACUGUCCACCAUUGAUCAAUGGCAGCGCACAUCUGUGCCAUUACAAGGUGAUGAUGUGCUGGGUGGGUCUACCAUUGAUCAAAAGCCAGCACCAAUGAAUCAACGACCGAUACCCGGUGCUCGGGGUGCCAGUGAGGCGGUAGAAAAAGAGCAAAGAAUGGCACCGCCUGCACGAACACCCAAUGUUCUAAGCGCUCCAUCAUCAUUCUCAGCAGCCGACACAGCUGAGAGAGAUGGAGAACUAGUACAAAUGCAAGCACCAACUCUGCAUGCUCAAGAGGCACAACCACCUGAAUCAACUCAAGCACAAUCACCUUUUGAUGCUCCACAUGACUCUGUAUCAACCCGAGAUGUACCUACUGACACCUUGGACAAAACCAAUGUUUCCAAACCAAUUUCAACUGAAGGCAAGGUACCAGCGCCAACUUCGAAGGCCCAGCUUGCUGAAGAGAAAUUUGCUCCAUCAGAUAAAAAAUUAGCUCAUGCUGCACGACCAACUUCAACUGAAGGCAUGGCACCUACAGCUGGACCAGCGCCAACUUCACGGGCCCAACUCUCUGAACAGAAAUUUACUCCAUCAGAUAAAAAACCUGAGAAACCACAGACAAUUUUUCGUCAAGAAGUGAGACCAUCUACGCCGAUCACAAAACAAGUUCCAUCCCCAGAUGCCCAUCAUGAUACUAGGAAAAUCCAGCAAGUCACCCUUGAUAAUUUUCCCACUGAUGAUUCAUCAAUGCCACAAUCCCCUGAACCAGGCACAAAGGACUCUCCAGCCUCAAAUACCCAAAUUGCUAAAGCUGAUGGUUAUGUUCGUCCAACCAGGGAUAGCGAAGUAUUUCCUGCUAUAAAGAAAUCUGCCCCACCAGAUCAAGAUUCAAUUCAGUCUGCAAAACAACCUUCCCCAGCUGAGACCAAUAAAGAAGAGACUAUCGUUGCUGCAGCUGAACCGACAUUGCCAAUAAUUGUCGGUAAAGAGACACAAGGUAUGAGAGGCGCUCCAACCUUGGAUUAUGAGCCCAGUGAAGAAAAACGUGCUGAUAUUCCAGAACAGAAAUUCAGCCACUCAGAUCAGGAUUCAGUUCGUCCCACGCAAUCAAGAUCCUCUGCUGAGCCUAUGGAUAGAGAGCUUAGUUAUCCAAGCUCUGUGAAACCACUUUCCUCAGCCACACCUGACCAGACAAAGGACUCACAACCAACUAUUGGUCAACAAGCGCCUGCAUCAGAAUAUCCAUCCUCAGGUACCCACCAUACUUCAGGGAAAUUUCAGGAAGUUGCUCCUGUUGACCACCAUAUUGUUGAAUCAAUUCCAGGCGAAGGACAAGUUUACCGCACCGGACCUGAUUUUGAGCUAUCUGAAGGCCCAGUCCCUGAUCCACGUAGUGCCAUAGGUGAAAAGGCUACGAGACCUCCAUCUAGCCAAGCACAAAGUUCAGACUCAAAACCUGAUCCCACACAAAACAGUGCUGAUGAGCCUUCCACAAGAUCUUUACCCAAUCAAGUAGCAAAAGAACAUGCAGAAACCCAAGCAACACUGCCUCUCGUGCGUCCACAUGACACCGAAUCCACCCAAGAUGUAACUUCUGACACCUUAGGGAAAGCCAAGUCACUGAAACCAUCCUCUAUAGGUCAAGAAGCUACAGGUUCAGCAUUAACUCCUGACACUCAUCUUGGUAGUGCACCAGGGGAAGUAGCUCGCCCAGAUGAAGAUUCAGCUAACCCUGGACAGAAGUCUUCCUCGAGUGAGCGACAGAAAGAACAGUCUACUGUUGCUGCACCCAAUCAAGCCAAGGCGUCACAAGCAACUAGUGAAGUAGUAACCUCUGUUGAUCAAAGCAUGGCUCCAUCAGAACUACUUCCCCUGGAGUCUACAGUUGCUGAAGCUGAAGAAAGCAAAGUAUCUCGACCAGUCAUCGCGCAGCAAGACAUUAGGCAUGAACCGGACAUUUCAGAAACAGUGCUUGAUGAGGAUCACAACAAGGAAGCAGUUUCGAGGGAAGAACAAGACCAACAUGCUUCUGAGCCACGUGAAGGACCACCUCCUGAUGUGCGUGGCGCCUUUGUCGACAAAAAAACAGCUCCCUCUUCUAGUCAAGCACAACAUCCAGAUGCAAAACGUGGUUUGCUACCUUCUAGUGUUGAUCUUGAAAACAAAACCACUCCACCUUCUAGUCAAGCACAAAGUUCAGAUGUAAAAGAUCAGGAUUCAGCUCGUUCUACGCAAUCGAGUUCCUCUGCUGAGGCCAUGGAUAAAGAGCUUAACUCCCCUUUGUCAGCUCAAGAUAUAGCUCGUUCUGCACAAAGGCCUUUCUUUGUUCAGCCAACAAAAGAAAAUGGUAUUGUUGCUGCAUCCGAUCAAACUAACGAGGCACGGCCUAUAAGUGAUCAACGAGGAAUAACUCCUACUCCAGACAAACAAAGAAUUCCUGAUCUGGGUGGUGGUGUUGAUAAAAAGAUGUCACCUCAAUCUAGCCAAGCACAAAACUCAGACAUUAGGCCUGAUUCAGCACCAAUUGGUGGCGAUGUUCAUCGUACUAGUGGCGAUGAACCAGCCACACGUGAUUCACAGGCACAACCUCCUGCAGGAACUCAGAAUGUACCUGCUAAUUUCAUGGAAAAGACCAAGUCAUCAAGACCACCCUCCACUGAUCAAGAACCUAUGGUUAGUCCAGCACCAGCUCCAGAUGCUCCGCAAGAUCAAGAUUCAAAUCGCUCUUCACUGUUUUCUCCCUCUGUUGUAUCAAGGAAAGAUGUUGCUAACGCUGAUCAAACCAAUGUAUCACAAGCAGGCCUGCGAGAGCCCCCGAGUUCAAAUGCUAAACUUCCUUCAGAGGAAAUACAGGAAUCUAGCCCCGAUGCUUAUCUCACCAAGUCAGAGAAACCACUUCCUAUGAAAGAUCCAGUUUGGCCUCCACGUGAAGCUUCCUUUGAUUUAUCGAGAGGUGGAAAGCCCACUAUGAUCAACGGUGAUCAGGCCAGCACAAUAUCAGAUGUCAGUCCCUCAGCCAGCGAAGAAGUUGGUCAAUCUGAAAAUAGUGCAGUUAAAGGACCACUCCCUGCAGAGUUAGUACCAUCAUUUCCUCAGGAGAACCUUGAAAAACCGUCACCUGAAGAAAAAUGGAACCAGCAGCAGCAAACAGACCAAUCCAGCAGUAGAUCAUCUAAAGAUAACAACAUUGAAGCCAGUGGAACUAGAAAUCCUAGCACCUCAAUAAUACCUAGAGAUAUAGAACCUUCACCACUCAAGGAAAGAAUGCAGGCAGUUGAAGGAUCUAGAAACCAACAACAGUCUGACCAAGCUGUCUUUCAAUCAACACAGGAUAACAAAACACAAACUAAAGAAACUGAGGCCCGAGACACAGCAUCUGACCAGCCUGAAGUGAUUAGGCCUGAUUCAGCACCAACCAGUGGUGAUGCUCCUCGUACAAGUGGUGAUGGGCCAGCCACAAGUUCGUUACCAAGACCACCCUUCACUGAUCAAGAACUUGUGACACCUCUGAUUAGCCCAACACCAGCUCCAGAUGCUCCGCAAGAUGAAGAUUCAACUCAGUCUCCUAAGUUGCCUCCUGUUGUAUCAAAAAGAGUUAUUGCUAACACUGAUCAAACCGAUGUAUCGCCAACAGGCUUGAGAGAGACCGCAAGUUCAGUUGCUACGCCUCCUUCAGCGAAAAUACAAGAAUUUAGCCCUGAUGCUUCUCUCACCAAGUCAGCAAAACCACUUCUUCCUAUGACAGGUACAUAUCCAGUUCAGCCUCCACAUGAAGCUUCGGUUGAUUUGUCAAGUGAUGGGAAGCCCACUAUGAUCAAAGGUGACCAGGCGAACACAAUAUCAAAUGUCAACCUCUCAGCCAGCCAAGCAGUUGGCCAGUCUGAAAAUAGUGCAGUUAAAGGACCACCCUCUGAUGGUUCAGUAUCAUCAUCACCUCAAAAGAGCCUUGAAAGGACAUCACCUGAAGAAAAACCGAAGCAGCAGCGCCAAUCCAGCACUAGACCAUCUAAAGAUGACAGCAUAGAAGCCAGUGAAACUACAAGCCCGAACAUCUUAACAACAUCUGGAGAUAUACAACCAUCACCUCUCAACCAACCGUCACCUAUGAAGGAAAACAUUCAGGCAGCUGAGGGAUUCAGAAACCAACAACAGGCUGACCAAGAUGUUUUACAACCAAGACAGGACAACAGAAAGCGAAUUGAAGAAACUGAGGCACAAGACACUUCAACUGACUAUCCCGAAGACACCAAUGGAGCAUCUCAAAGGGCUGCUUUGGAACAAGAGAAGGGAGAAAAUGUCGGGAGGGUUCAGCGGCAGAGCAAUGACACAAACAAUAGCUAUGAACCAACUAAAGAUGCUCCAAGUAUCAUCCAGGCAGACAAUGAAUCUGAGAGCAGCUCAAGAACUCCUGAAGAACCCAAGCAACAACUACAGCGGGAAGGCAAAACUCAAGGUGGCGAAACCAAGGCGCCAGCCUCCGAAACAGGGCAGCCUGAAGAAAGCCCAAGCAAGAAGGGUAUCACUAGUCAAUCUCAGUCAGAGACCUCGGACAAACUGGAAGACCAAACCUCCUCUGCUACCCGGAACAGAGGCACAAACCCCGGCAAAUUGGACGGGGCAAGUGAUGACACUAAGUCCGCCGACACAGACGAUAAUAAUCCAUCGUCAUGAAUCACACCGGCAUGGCUCCUCAACCAACACAUGAUGCUGGAGUGCAUCGCAGAAGAAAUAUCAAUGGAUAAGUUUCUUUUUCUGGCUCUGUUUUGUUCAGAUAAUAAGGCCUGCCCUCUUGUCAUCCUCGAAUGGGGCCAUUAUCAUGUAUCUUUGUCUGCUCUUUUUGUUGCAAACUGGCGGCUUGUUUGCUCAUGAAAGUGACUGUAUUCUGUAUAAUUUAUAUUUUUGUAAUUCUGGGACUGCGGCCGGCAGCGUUGUUCUUUGCAACCACCUUCUUCCAUUGUGACCAAUUCCAGUUACAUAUUCAAGAUGAUUCUCAGCAGUUGCUGAUUUUUAA